Brassica oleracea var. oleracea is the source of this 1022-nucleotide messenger RNA. RefSeq lists its product as uncharacterized. NCBI's taxonomy places the organism in Eukaryota, Viridiplantae, Streptophyta, Magnoliopsida, Brassicales, Brassicaceae. The record is from RefSeq and is a predicted model, not a curated record. Gene Ontology annotation, molecular function: protein binding.
AUGGCCGGAGCCGUCGACGGAGGAGGAGAAGCGAAGCUGACCGGAGAUGAUUCGUGUAGAGGGAGCUGCGAGAAGGAAUCGGGAGUUAACUCGGAGCGAGAAGGAUCAGAGCUCGACGAGCUUGCCGAGGAAGUGGAUAAUGAGGAUCGAUCUCAGCCGUCGAUUAGUUUCGUCGAGAUGCUUCUGUCGCAUCCGUGUGGCUACCUCUUUUCGUGCCGACUCGAAACCCAGGAAAUACCAGAGUACGGUAAUAUAAUCAGACAGCACGUAGAUUUUGAGAUGAUUAGGAAACGUGACGAAGAAGGAUUGUACAAAAGUUCGAUGAGCAAGUUGUUUCGCGAUUUGCUUCUACUUAUCAACAAUGUUAAAGCGUUUUAUCUCAAGGGCUCUUCUGAGUUCAACUCUGCAGAGCAGCUUCUCCAACUCGUCAAGAAACAGAUGAUUACUACUCUCGAGAGACCUAGAGAGAAGGUACGUACUCGCCACCGAAAGAGAAGUCCUUGGAGUUAAUUUCGUUUAAUUAAAGAGGCUGUUGCGGUCACUUCAAAGCCGAGAAUCUCUCUCCCUAUUGUAGCUUGUCGGAAACAUAGUUCCUUGGCUGCUAAACCUUUGCUAAUGAUAUCACCCACUGGAGGUGACAAGAAAGGGAAGAAGACAGAUCAAGUGGUUGAUGAUGAGAAGCUUGUUUUAUUGAAGGAUGAAGAAACCUCUGGGAAAGAUGACGAGUCUCUGGUUUUGAAGAAGAUGGUGAGAGGAAAAACCUCUACGGCUAAAAAAGUAGCAAUCAGGAACGUCAAGAACAGUGAUUCCAGCUUGAAUGAGGUUGAGAAAACUGAUGAGGAGAAGAAGGGUAACAAAAGUGGUAGCUCGAAAAGGAAAAGUGUAGCUAAUUUUCUCAAGAGAAUGAAAGGUGGUUGUUCGUCUGAUAUCAGGAGUAUCUAGUUUGGGACCUCUUUGUGAUUCUCUCUAUCUCUAAAUCAGUAAACAACUGCAAAUUAUGUGUUUGGUGAUUUGUAUAAAAG